UUUGGAGACGCCCUCCUCAUUUCUCUCUCUCCCACCCCUCUCCCCUCUCUCCCCCUCUCGGCCUCUCCCUCCCCUGCGAGCUCACGCCCCCACGAGCGCCUCUGUUGCGAGAGAGGCAGGCGGAGCAGGGGGCGUGCCGCGGGGAGACGAUGGAUCUGGAGAGGUCGUCGCCGGCUUCGCCGGCAGAGGCGGGCGGGGGCGGGGCGUGCUCCAUCUGCCUGGAUCCGGUGCUCGGCCGUGGCGGGGCUAGGUCCGUCGCCAAGCUGCAAUGUGGCCACGAGUUCCACCUAGACUGUAUUGGAUCCGCAUUCAAUGCAAAAGGAGCAAUGCAAUGCCCUAAUUGUCGGAAGAUUGAGAAAGGUCGUUGGCUUUAUGCAAGCGGACAUCGCCCUUCUCCUGAUAUUGAUAUGGGUGGCUGGGUGACUGGUGACACCUAUGAUAUCACCUCUGAGCUUCCAUUUGGAUUUCAAUGGUGCCCCUUUAGUGGAUUCACUCAGCCAACGUCCGUGUUUCAGGAGCGUGAAGCUGAGCCAACUUCCUAUCACACAGUUGGAGAUCACUCGAGUGCUGCAAGCAGUUCACUUGUUUGUUCGUAUCUUGCCCUGCGUGGUUUUCUCCAUCCUGUCCAUGUGCCUUCUACUUCUAAUUCUGGUGCUGAAAGCACUUCAUUUCAUCGGCAUUCAACUGGCUUGGAAGGCCAUGCAACUCCUGAUUUGAGCAAUGCUCAAAUUUUCCCUGCGACCGAGUCAAGGAAUCACAACAGUGAGCACCGAUAUUUGAGUAAUCUUCAUGUAUCAGGAAUUCCUGAUCAUUCUAUGACUCCAUUUGGUAUAGGACUACCGAGAUAUGACAGCAGCAGCCAACAGAGAUCCAGAUCGUAUCCACAUCAUCAUCCCCUAAUCCAUAGGCCAACACCUCGCAAUGGAAGCAAUUUGGUGGCACCAUUAGGGUCAGUUUCAGCUGUCGUGGCAGAGACUAGAGGCCAUGGUCAUGGUGCAAGAGGUCAUAUGUACCAACAGUCGAUGCACUCUAUGCAGAGCAGCCCAUUCCCUCCUACCACUAGAAGGGUUAGGCCGAGGGCCUUGGCAAUUACAUCUUUCAUUGCAGCAUCAUCUUCGUCUGAGAUUGGAGGGCCUCAUGAAUUUUCGGCCCCUGGAGCUAUCAACAGGAGCGUUCCUGAUGCAGAGGGCAUCUCUACACCCGUGGAUCGACCAUAUGCGUUGGGACGGGAGGGCUUUGCCCCAUUCCCUUGGAUCCAUGCUGAGGGCGACUCUCACUGGUGGGGGGACACCUUCAAUCCUAUCCAGAACCAUGCACAUGGAACUUUUACUCGAAGGCCUACUGGCGAGCAGAUGCCCCAGCCUGUGCCUCCCCAGAGGAUGCCGCCAUUCUUGUGAUCUGUGAAGGCUUCUCCUAUUGUUGUGUAUAUCUCUAAAUUAGUUGAAAUUGUCUGAUUCUAGACUCAAGAAACAGAUGGAAGAAGACGUUGCAGCAUCGAAAUCUGGUCGUUUAAGGGACUUGAAUGACGUUUUGCCGCCGGUAUUUUAGGGCUUUCCGUCCAGCAGCCCUUAGGUGUCAUUGAGGGCUGUAGUUUAUCCUACCUAGUAUGUUGCCUUGAGCAGAACUACUUGGAAACAUGAGCCAAACUGUAUCUCUGGUAGCUAGGACAAAACAGCAAAGAGUGCAGCUACGAACAAGGCAGUGAUUCAUUUGCGCA
This is a messenger RNA of Phragmites australis (common reed), 1717 nucleotides long. Its product is annotated as E3 ubiquitin-protein ligase IPI1-like. NCBI's taxonomy places the organism in Eukaryota, Viridiplantae, Streptophyta, Magnoliopsida, Poales, Poaceae. The transcript has 6 exons. Gene Ontology annotation, molecular function: ubiquitin-protein transferase activity. The record is from RefSeq and is a predicted model, not a curated record. The coding region runs from base 150 to 1397 and encodes 415 amino acids.